GGAACCAGUUUUUUCAUUUCAAGAAUUUGUUUUUGCUUUAUUAUUUGUGUUUAUGUUAUUUGCUUCUUGGUUCAGUCAACCUUCGUAUGUGAUCGAGCUUGUAGUGUUUAUUUUUGUCUCCUUUUAAGGAUACCUACCUAUCAAAUCAAGAGUUUAACAAGAAGAAUAUCCUAAUAUACCGAAACAUAAAGAAGCAAGUAUGUAUCGCCUAAUAAUUUACACACUCUUUAUAAUAAACCUAACAUCAAAAGUAACAUCUGACACACCUGACCAACUAGAAGUAGGAGUUAACAUCUUAGUCACUAACACGACAUUAAAAGUCAAAAUACUACCAACACUGUCCCAAGAUGCAAUACACAUUAUGAAUACGAAUAGCGAAAUUUUAAAUUCGAAAAUAAGAUCUUUACCGGUGAACACCGAGUCAGAAAUCGACAUUGACUUGUCGGAAGUGAUAAAACCGGGAACUAAGAUUUGCGAAUCUUAUUACAGCGAUUUGAAAGAUCAACUACGAAAAACCAAGGAAAAUCUGUGUGUUUUGCAAAUCGCCAAUGGAAAUAUCGAUAAGGCAAUUAAUACAUUUGGGGAAAUAAAGGAUAAUUCAAAAAUUAAUGAUAUCGUUUCUUUCGCUUAUAAAGAUUUCGGAAAGAUAAAUAUUAUUGAUAAUAUAAUAGAGUUUAUUAAAAAUCUUGACAGUAUUAAUGAAGCACGCAUUGCUUAUACAGUUCUGUUCCAACUUGUUAAAAAGGACGAACCAAAUAAUCCAAUAUCUCUAUCUGUUUGGGGUGAAAUAGAGAAUUGUGUAGAUUGUGCCAAUGUGAAUAAUGAAUAUUCAUUGAAAACUGUAAAUACUUGGGCUUACAAGAUAUACAAUGGCUCCCAUCAAGAUGUUUUAGAUGUUGCCACAAAAUAUCAUCUGAAAUUUGACCAGCUGUUGAAGACCGUUAUACAAAAGGCGUAUCUAUAUCAUUCAGGCGAUAUCAAAAACAUCAUAUCAUUUAUCAAGCGUUUACCUUACAUGUCUAGCACAGCUCUAGGAUUACAAUCCCUAUUUAAUCAAAUGAAGAUUUCAUCUGGAGGAUUGGACAAUUAUGGAUUAAUUAUGCUGGCACAAGUUGUUAAAGAAACAUUGGAUAAAGUUUACCCUGAUGCUUCCCCAAUUCUAAAAGAUCAAUUAAAUAACUUGAAGAAUGGUUUACCCAAAUCAGUUAAAAGAUUAACCUGGAAUGGAAAUAACUGUACAAUAGUGAAUGCAAAUAAUAAUGAAUUUCUAUAUGCCGCCAUCGAUGGAUUGCUUUAUGAUAAAGAAAGACGUAGGGUUUUCACCUGGCCCUCUCCGAAUAUUGAUGUUUCUGGAUCUUGGAAAAUAAUACCAGUUGAUAAUGGAGCAUAUUUUACAAUAACCAGCACAACGUAUAAUGAAUACUUAUACGCAGUUUACGACGGUUUGGUGCUAAAUGCGCAAAACCGUAGAAUAUUCACUUGGGUACCCAAAAAUGGCAUGGACAAUACCGGUCAUUGGAAAUUGACCCCUAAGAAUUUCGGCGAAUAUUUCACAAUAGAAAGCAGGCAGUUUAACGAGUAUUUAUACGCCGGUCCUAGUGAAUUAGCUCAUGACAAAGAACGACGCAAUGUGUUUACUUGGAGACCAGGCGGCGAAGUUUUACUUGGGAAUUGGAAAAUAACUUGUUGAAGUUGUACUACCUACCUAUGCUAUAGAUGAAGAAGUGUUUUGUCUCUUUGCUUUAUUAUGAGAAUAAAAAUGACAAGAAAAAUUUGCCUUGACUGUAUUGUUUGUAUCUUUUUCUAAUAAAUUUUUAUCAGCCUU
Messenger RNA from Ceutorhynchus assimilis (cabbage seed weevil), 1825 nucleotides. Lineage: Eukaryota; Metazoa; Arthropoda; Insecta; Coleoptera; Curculionidae. The record is from the annotation of a GenBank genome assembly.